Molecule: messenger RNA, 4007 nt
Organism: Leptonychotes weddellii (Weddell seal)
Lineage: Eukaryota; Metazoa; Chordata; Mammalia; Carnivora; Phocidae
Gene: PGAP4
Product: post-GPI attachment to proteins GalNAc transferase 4
Biological process (GO): GPI anchor biosynthetic process
Cellular component (GO): Golgi membrane
Molecular function (GO): glycosyltransferase activity
Source: RefSeq, a predicted model, not a curated record
GCCAAAAUGAAGGGUUGGGGAUGGGUACUGAACCACGGAAGCCACUCCCAGGAGACUGACCGGUUUGACUUGUGCAGAUUCGGGCCCGCAUUCCGGGAUGGUUUGUUCUCGGGACCAGACCUGACCAGAAGUUGACCUCAUGAGCACAUCAGCCCCUCCCGCUGCCAUGCUCCUCCGGAGGCUGAGGCGGCUCUCCUGGGGCAGCACCGCCGUCCAGCUCUUGAUCUUAACGGUGGUGACAUUCGGCUUGCUGGCCCCCCUAGCCUGUCACCGCCUCCUGCACUCUUACUUCUAUCUGCGCCAUUGGCACCUGAACCAAAUGAGUCAAGAGUUCCUGCAGCAAAGUUUGAAAGAGGGCGAAGCUGCCCUCCACUACUUUGAGGAGCUGCCGUCUGCCAAUGGCUCGGUGCCCAUCGUCUGGCAGGCCACCCCCCGCCCCUGGCUGGUCAUCACCAUCAUCACUGUCGACAGGCAGCCUGGCUUCCACUACGUCUUGCAGGUGGUGUCCCAGUUUCACCGGCUUCUGCAACAAUGCGGCCCCCAGUGCGAGGGGCACCAGCUCUUCCUAUGCAAUGUGGAACGUAGCGUGAGCCACUUCGAUGCCAAGCUGCUGUCGAAGUAUGUCCCGGUGGCCAACCGCUAUGAGGGCACUGAGGAUGAUUAUGGGGAUGACCCUUCGACCAACUCGUUUGAGAAAGAGAAGCAGGACUAUGUCUAUUGCCUGGAGUCCUCCCUGCAGACCUACAACCCAGACUAUGUCCUGAUGGUGGAAGACGACGCCGUCCCGGAAGAGCAGAUCUUCCCGGUCUUGGAGCACCUUCUGCGGGCUCGCUUCUCCGAGCCGCACCUCAGAGAUGCCCUUUAUCUGAAGCUCUAUCAUCCCGAGAGGCUCCAGCACUACAUCAACCCAGAGCCCAUGCGGAUCCUGGAGUGGGUCGGCGUGGGCAUGUUGCUGGGGCCCUUGCUAACCUGGCUAUACGUGCGGUUUGCCAGCCGUCCAGGGUUCAGCUGGCCCGUCAUGCUCUUCUUCUCCCUGUAUAGCAUGGGCCUGGUGGAACUGGUGGGCCGGCACUAUUUCCUGGAACUGCGGCGGCUGAGUCCUUCCCUGUACAGCGUGGUCCCUGCCUCUCAGUGUUGCACCCCCGCCAUGCUCUUCCCUGCCCCUGCGGCCCGCCGGACCCUCACCUACCUGUCUCAGGUGUACUGCCACAAGGGCUUCGGCAAGGACAUGGCACUCUACUCACUGUUGAGGGCCAAGGGGGAGCGGGCCUACGUGGUGGAGCCCAACCUCGUGAAGCACAUCGGGCUCUUCUCCAGCCUCCGGUACAACUUUCAUCCCAGUCUGCUCUAGAGUGCCAAGAAAUGCCUUUCUGAACUUGGCCGCUUCUCGGUGAUUGCGAUACCGAGCUCUUUAUUUCGACAUGGUUGCUUGCAGUUAUUUCAUUGUUUCAUGCUGUUAGGGAUCUAGGCACUGAGACAGCUGAGAACGUACACGUCAAGAACCUUGGCUUUCGUAACUCUGGCAGGAGUGGAUGUUCGCCCCGAGGCGGGACCCCUCUCCCUCCACACAGCCACACUGCCUCAUGGAGUCUGACCCGCCCGCCCAGGGGCCAUUUAAAUACCAGUUGUAUUCUGCAGUCGCGUCAGCUCUGCUUUGUGAUCGAGCUUGUGACUGCCAGAAAUAUUGUGCACAAAGAUAAUGACCGUUUUAGGAUUUUAAGGGUAGGAUUUGGUGAAAGGCGAGAUCCUUUCGAAGGGAUUUCUUUCUCACUGGGCAUGAGAAUGGAUGUAUGUCUAGAACAUAUGUCCAAAGAGGCAGGACCAUAUUGGCAGGUUCCAUUUGUUUCUUUGACCUGGUGUAGUAAAAGCCGUUGGCAGUGCCUGACGACUUGGCGGCAGGUGAUCUUGCUUCUGUUACGUGGUGUUUCUUUCCCAUGCAUCUGUAGCGUACUGAUGGUCAGUAUUGUUGUGAGAACUUUAAGGCACAGCAAGAUCUGGAAGCGCCUUCUGGAUCAUCAAGGUCAGACUGCUUAUGUUCAGUAGUGAUUUCGUAUUGAACGUUUCUAUCAUAUUCUGAUUCUUUGAAAAUUGGACAUUGAAGAAUGAUGUAAACUGGGUGAGCUCUUUACUAAUAGCAUAUCCUUUUCCCUAACUUUGCUGGCUAACCGUUCAACCUCAUUUUUUUUUUCCUUCUGGGUAUCAUGAUGUUAGAGAAGCAAAAGCGUAGACUGUGAAGUCGGAAGGGCCUGAGUUUUUAUUUCAGAUCUCUGCCAUGUCCUAGUGAUGUGCACUUGGGCAAGUCAUGACCACUCUGAGUCUCUGUUUUUUCACGUGUAAAAUGGGGAUGGCCAUACCUACCUUUGAAAGUUGCCUUGAGGAUCAAGUGACAGAACGUAUGUAAAACACCCAGCAAGUGCAUAUAACACUCAAGUGUAUUUUGGAUAAAGAUAUUAGAGAUACUGCUUGAAGUGUGUAGUAGGGCCCUAGGGCUCCCACCCGGGGGGGGUAGCCAUUCUGGACCAAACUCCUAGAAUAAAGGCUGGCUUGUUGUUGUGUUGAAGGAGAUGUAGCUCAGCUUUCACCUGGCGCUGCGUCCAGCCAAGACAAAAAUGGUUCGUUCGAACCGGAAAUGAUCUGAGACUGGUCUUGAGCUUAUUCCAAGACCUGCGUCUGAAAACUACUCUCCUCCGAAGUUACACUUAAAUGUCCCCUGACGAUACUUACCAAGCCAGAGGCCAGUAAGUCCCCUCGUGAAGGUGGAUGUCGACAUCGGAGUUCAAGCGUUGACGGGUCGUUUCAUUUGCUUUUGAAAUUUCCAGUGAGCUUCCAUCCGGAGAUCCCCUGGAGAGCACUGAGACAGGACCUGGGAGUUCCACACCAUGCUUUGCAGAUGGACAAACUGAGGCCAAGGGAGGUGAAACCGCUUCCCCGGGGUCGCUCAGCUGGACAGCAGCGGACUUCCAGCUCCGGCACUUUUCUCUUAAGCACAUUCAUUUUCUAAAUAUCCAUGCCGUCAGCAUCUCUUUUGUAGAACCUGAUUGUAACCUGGGCGGAACAAUGUCUCUGUAAGCUCCCAUGGUAGAAACUCAUUGUCCUGUAGGUCUUGGGGAACCAACAAGUCUACGUGUGUGUUGUGUUGUUCUCAUGAGACGUCAUGUGUCGCUCAGGAAUGUCCGGAGUGAGCGGAGCUUCUGGAUGACUUGUCAGGAUGUUCAGAUUCCACUGCUUCAUUCAUCCCCUCCCCAUCCCUGGCUCAUCCCAUGUUCGCGAACAGAAGCACCCCUGGCCUGCACCUCUAAAUUAGAGUCUGUUGCAUUAACGAUUGGAUCUCCUCGGGAAUGUUUUUUGCCCAGCAACAGGAAAGUUACAUCUAAGCUAGCUAAGCAGAAGAUAGGGAAUCAUUGCUGGUUUAUAUUUCUGCUCUUUCGGAUUCAGUUGUCUACCGCAUGCAGAUAUCUCCUCCCUUGACUCCUUCAUUCUGGACGGCUAAAGCCAUCUUUGCCUUGUCUAAUUUCCUAUGUAUCCACUAAGAUGCCUUCCCCCGUCGAUCUUAACUAGAGCCUACUGUCUUUGGACAUUUUCUGCAGAGGCAGGCUCAGUUCUGCUGUCUUAUCCUCACCCUCUUCUAGAUCUCCGUCCCUUUUGUCCCUCAUUCCUAGAGUCCAGUUUUUGUGUGCUGUCCUUGGUUAAGACAGCUGGCAGCUUUACACCAAAGCUGAAGUCUCGUUUAAUCCUAAGCAAGGGGGCUAGAGGAGAACUAAAGGACAUAGGUCACCAGGAGGGUGAAGGUCUCUAACAGAACCUGCUCACCCUUCAGGGUUUAAAUAAUUGUCAGGCCUAAGAAGCUCCCUGUUGCGACUGGGUAUAUUUGCAUAGACGUAUCAGUUCAAAUUAGAACACCUGUUCCACUGAGGCAUCCUGAGAAGACUUUUGUCAUUCUCUCUCAUUCCUUUUUUUUUUUUUAAGAUUUUAUUUAUUUAUUUGACAGAGGGAGACACAGUGAGAGA